Molecule: messenger RNA, 2224 nt
Organism: Actinia tenebrosa (Australian red waratah sea anemone)
Lineage: Eukaryota; Metazoa; Cnidaria; Anthozoa; Actiniaria; Actiniidae
Biological process (GO): neuron migration
Cellular component (GO): cytoplasmic vesicle; membrane
Source: RefSeq, a predicted model, not a curated record
UUGAAACUCAGUUGCCAAAAGUGUCCAGUAAUUGAUGGUCAUAUUGAUGAUGAUGACAUUUAUGGUAAUGGUGUUAAUAAUGAUAUGGUGAUAUGGGGAUGGUGAGGGUGUUGGUAAUGAUAUUCUUGGUGAAGACAGUAUUUAUGAUGACUGACUAUUUUGUCCAAUCGUUUGUGAUGACAUCGCAUUUGUUUACAGCGAUGAUGAAAUAUGAGAACGAUAACGGAAGCAAGCGAAACGUUGAUCAUUGAUGGCGAUUUUAACAAUGAUUCGUUGCAUAAUUUUCCGACUUCUUAUUUAUCAUAUAAGCAAUGACACUGACUCUUGCUCACUGGCUUGUAAACCGUUUAAAAAAAUAAGGCAAAUAGCCGUUGAACUAAAUCCAUUCAACCGUAAUCAAAACCUAAUUACAUUUCGUCAACUUGAAAAAGGCUUCAAAGAAUGGCAACCAAAAAAUAUUAUAAAAUGAAAAAAUUAAAAUUACAUCCAAGAAAGUCGUUCCUUUAUGCUUUCAUUUUAAGUCGUUAGAAUCUUGCAUAAAAUUGAAAACCAAGAUAAAUAGAGCAACUUUUUUGCCUUUUUGCUUGUCUAGAGAAGUAUCUCUCACGGCAACUGGUAUUUAGAAUUGUUUUAUGCUCUUGGAAUGCGAUCGAUCAGCCUCAACCAAUAGCAUUUCUUCGUUCAUAUUCAUAGCUUAAAUUAAUUAUGCUGUUUUAAAUUUUGAAACAGGUCUCUUUGCUGUUCACCGAGUAAAACAACUAUCCUAAAAAUUUAUUCUUCGCUUUUUCUUGUUUUUUAAAAAGCGAGAAAUUUUCUUUAGGAAAUUCCUAGUUUAGCUUCUGCAACAUAGAGAAUGAAACUUUGACGUUUUGAUCUCUGGCGAUUAUAUUUUUGUUGGCUUGGAAUUGAGUUUCCCGAUCAAGCAGGACAAUUAGAUCACAACCAUCAGAGCAAAACUAACGAGAGAAAAACAACAUGGAUUUCGAUUCAAGUUUCAUCAACUGUAGACGACUUCUUUUUAUUGUUUUUACCGUCUUUCAAAUCGUAAAUCCUAUAAGAGGUGACAGUCUUUUGGAUUUAAUAAGAGUUCCUCGUUCGGGCCCGCCAUUGGCGAGAAAUCAAAACCCUGUAUGUCGUAAAGCACAGAUGCUUCACAGUGACAUUUUAAAGAACGCGUCCCUUGAAGGCCAACUCAAAGCCGGGAACUUCACCUAUUUUGGCGUGGUUCACAACAUGGAAGAAUGCAUGGGAAUGUGUUGUUCAAGCAAGAAGUGCCAACUGGCGUAUCUAGAUAAAGAUAAAUGUUAUGGCGUAAAGUGUUUUAAUGAGAAAAUGUGCAAAGUUACAGCAGGCAUUGGUACGGACGACGUUAAGAUUUCCUUGAUGGUUAAGAAUGAUAUAAACAAAAAAGCGUAUGUUACAGCUUAUAUUGUAGUGGUAGUCGUUGCUUUCGGCGCUGCUAUCAGCGGCACAGUAUGGGCCGUGUUCAUUUUUGUUAAAAGGUAUCGAGAUGAUCCACAUGCGCCAAAAAAAGUAAAUUCAAAAGAUACCGAAGAGGAAGGCGAACCUAAGGGUGAAGCAAAGGUCUACUAAUAAACUUUGCACAAGAAAUUAAAAUCGAAUAACGAAAUAAAGACUGAAAAUACAUCUACAACUACUUGUUGAUGGUUUUCCAAAUUUGUAGGAAAACGAGCAUGAUAUUUAAGACACUUGCCCAAAAUGAUGCUCUAGAAUUACAGAGGUCACAGCAUCAAUGAAUGUCGAGUUUGGCUGGUUAUAGAUAGAUAAAUGCAUGGUUGUCGAUGCAUUUUGCUAUUCCUGGAUUCGAAGGGAGAUCAUAAUUGAACCCAAGUCUCAAAGCGUUACUGCUCAUUUCAAAUGUUCGUAAUACUGUAAUUAGUAAAGUUGCCAAAAUUGUUGAGAUGGAGCAUGCUUAGUAGAGGUUUCCACAGUCGUUUGCCGCAGUAUCUUCGACAGAACGCUGAAAUGUAAAUUACUUUCAAAUAUAUAAAUGUAAAGCCUGGAAUACGACAUGGGAGAGCCUACGUAGCCAGCAGUUGAUGUGCUGAUUCAUAAAAAUACAAUGGAUUACAACAGAUUGAACGACAAUAGAUUACUGGAUACAUCACAUCUACUGUGUGCUAUGUAGGUUCUCCCAAUGCGACAUUAACUCACUAUGAUGUGACCAUUAUGUUUUUACAAAUAAAUAUUUCCUAAAGCUCAA